This is a messenger RNA of Aspergillus sclerotioniger CBS 115572, 1254 nucleotides long. Its product is annotated as alpha/beta fold hydrolase. The record is from RefSeq and is a predicted model, not a curated record. NCBI's taxonomy places the organism in Eukaryota, Fungi, Ascomycota, Eurotiomycetes, Eurotiales, Aspergillaceae. The transcript has 6 exons. Gene Ontology annotation, molecular function: hydrolase activity. Bases 1 to 1254 code for a protein of 417 amino acids.
AUGGCAGCCUGGCUGCUUAACAAGCUGAAAUCCUUCAUGGUGCUGGCAUAUGGGUUUACCGGUCUUCUUUACUAUGGACUCGUAGCUGUGCGGUUGGGAUAUCUCUUCAAGGAACCCACUGAGAAGGAGAACUUGGAAUUGCAGAUUGCUCGCGAUAAGUUUUGGAAUCUGUCGAAGGAUUGCGGGUUCAAAUUCCAUUAUGUUUGCAAUGAUUCUGGGAACCGGGGGCCCGCGGACCAGGCGAAACCGGUGGUCGUCUUCAUCCACGGCUUCCCGGAUAGCUGGGCCAUCUGGCGCCAUGUCCUAAGCUCGUCGUCUCUCCAGGAGUCCGCGACUUUGGUUGCGGUCGACAUGCCCGGUUAUGGAGGCAGUGACAGCUUCGAGGAAUACUCUGCCACGAAUGUGCUCGAGAGUUUGACGGAAUUCGUCAUCGCGAUCAGAGCUAAAUAUGGCGUGGAUACUGAGGCUGGUCCCCGCCAGAAGAAACUGGACUAUUCUCUCCCUCGACACUCUGCCUCCAAUGUUCGUCGUCUCAUCUCCACGUCGGUCAAGAUGGUUAAAACUGCUUCGCGCGAUCCGAUCCGUUCACGCUCAAUGUUCUCCAAGGCGUUUUCGACUCUGGGCCCCGUGUUUCGGCAAGUGUGGAGGUCUAAGUACAUCUUCGCUUUCCAGCUCCCUAUGUUUCUCGUUCGGUAUUUGGGUAGAGGGGGUUAUUAUUCCUUCUUGAAAAUCAUCCACAGGUCUUCUUACGGAAGGCGGGAGUUUACUUCUCAGGAUGCUGCCGAGUGUCUGGCAAGCACUAUGGGCCCGUCAACUACCGAAUCCAGCACUCAAACCGCCGAUGGUGAGGAAUAUCCGGCUUCACUGAAGAAUGAGCGCGCACCGUCGAGCUUUCAGCACAUGGCCUGCUACUACAGGGAUGGGACUUCUAUCGCGCGCUGGAACAAGUCUGUUGAGACGAUUACCGACCUGCACAGCAUCAGUGGCGGCAACGGGGCUGGACUGUUUGACGACGGACCCAAGGGCGCCUUGAAAGCCAGUGCAACCAUCCUUUGGGGCAAGGCCGACAUUGCCUUGGAGCCGCAGAUUUGCUUGGAUGGUAUCUCGGAUUAUCUCGUCGCGGACAGUCAGCUUGUCGAGCUUCCUCUGUCGGGCCACUUCACUCCGCUGGAGCGCGAGAGCCAAGUUGCUCUGGAAAAGGCGGUUGAGUGGUCUGCCUGCUACCCGAAGGCUGUGGUGACUCUGCGGAAGUAA